AUGGACGGAACUUUACGAAACACACCGACCCCUAUCGCAUCAGAAGAGCGUGAGAAGGAAAGACUGAGAGAAGCAGAGGCUCUGCCGGCUGUUGCAGAGACAAGUUUCGAAUCGUCGACCAUCCGCCCGGUGACGGCUUCUUCAUCAUCAGGACCUGGUUCCAGAGGUUCCGAUACCACUAACAAGAACGUGGUCUCACAACUCCAGCAUGGCAGGUCUGUGUCUGCAGCCGCGACUAGUGCGUCGGGAUCCUCAGGUCCGAAUAUUGAAGUCUACGACGUGAGCUCGCCCUCUCAGUACUCGAGCACGCCGCCGGAGCAUUCAAGAUCAAACUCAUACAACGUCAUUCGCUAUGCAAAAUCCACAGAGAGUAUGGCGUCCGUUCAAUAUGCCGAGGUCCGACCACCUACAGCACAGUCGUUAUCUGCAAGCAGUGCAUGGUCUGCGAGCGAAACCGAGAACCUGCCACCACUUUCUGUCGCCAAGAAGCGAUCGCACCUGCACUCUGCAUCUGCAUCUGCAGGCGUGGUGCGCAUGUCAAAUCUCUCAACCAUCGCAUCCGAGUCCGAGCCCUCCAGCCAGUCAAUUAUCCGUGAAUUCAGUGAAGACAUAUUCACAUCACCACCAGCUGUGCAACCUCAGUCGCAAUCAGGAAACUGGUACGUCAGACGCCAGACAAUUGGCUCCAGCUCAUACUCGUCAAUCAUCACCGACAGCAACUACAUGUCUGCCGAGAGCUCUCGCUGGGAGCUGGAUCGAGAGAACUCUGCAGUUCCGGAGCCGUUGUUCUCAAGCAGUCCCCAUGGUAUCGAACAACAGAGCAGUCCAAUAGACGUGCACCCGAGCUCAUCGGGCAUUCACGAACUUUCCGCCGAGCAUCCCUCAGAGCAGGAUGACACUAUCGCUGAGUUACAGUCUCACCCGUUACGUACUCAGAGGUCGGGUCUGCUCCCUCGUGGAAGGUCGUUCUCGGAGCCUCGCCCGGUAUCCGCACGUUCAAAUCAUACUCUGGCAACCAUGAAUAAUCCCGAUCGCACGUCUCAAGGCUCUUCUAUCUUCCCACAGUGGGCCAAGUCCUUCUAUCGCGGUAAGCUGCACUUCCCUCAUGGAAACGAGAGCACGGUCAGUCUCGCUCUUUCGGACGGACAAUUACCUCAGCACAGCUCGGCCGCUCAAUCUGUACGCAUGAUGCCCUGGGCACACCAUCGUCGUUGGGAAAGUGCUGGAAACAGCUUGAUGAGCCUGCCGCAGUCUCAAGGCACACCUCACAAUGCCUCUCCGAAAUCAUCUCACUUCCUCCCGAGCAUCUUUCGCCCCUACCAUCCUCGAGCAAACAUGAACCAAAGCCAGUCCACAAACGACAUGUCUAUCGUCACACGGAGCAGCAGUCUGGCUGAGUUGUAUGUCGACGAAAGUCAACUCGACUUCAGUGACGGCGCUAGCUCGAGUUCAAGCUCGACGGAUAGCAUGGCUAUCACAGCGAUCCCUCGCGGCAGACACAACUCCGCACCUGCCUACCAACCACCACGCCGGCAGCAAACGGUCAACUCUGGACGCGCAAUCCCCCGCGAUCAGACCUACAGCUCUUCCAAUUACCCACAGUCCCUCGCCGCUAGUCGCAUGUACACUACUCCACCUCACCUGGCACCCUCCCGCCGCCUGUCCCACCGUCUCUCCACCUGGCGCGCACCCAGUUUCGACGAAGCACUAAACACUCUUGUAAUAUCCCGCGGCAAUCGCCAGAUCCUCUUCUUCUGCCUUGGCUUCUUGUGCCCUGUUCUCUGGAUGGUUGCCGCCUUCCUCCCCUUGCCGCUCAGACCGACCGACUUUACCGUAAACAACGUCGAAUCCUCCAUCCAAGACUUCUCCGAACUUGAAGGCGAGAAGAGCCACUACCCGCGUGGUCUCCAAGCCGAGAUGCGCAACUGGGACCAAGAGCGCAAGUACCUCAAGGCUCGCUGGUGGAGAAACCUUAACCGCAUCAUGAGUUUUGUGGGCGUUGCCAUGAUUGGCGCCAUCAUCGCUCUUGCCGUGAUCGCUUCCAAGUAA
Molecule: messenger RNA, 2049 nt
Organism: Aureobasidium subglaciale EXF-2481
Lineage: Eukaryota; Fungi; Ascomycota; Dothideomycetes; Dothideales; Saccotheciaceae
Exons: 1
Coding region: 1-2049 (682 amino acids)
Source: RefSeq, a predicted model, not a curated record